This is a messenger RNA of Condylostylus longicornis, 957 nucleotides long. It is a transcript of the gene Dph5, whose product is annotated as diphthine methyl ester synthase. Lineage: Eukaryota; Metazoa; Arthropoda; Insecta; Diptera; Dolichopodidae. The transcript has 2 exons. Bases 116 to 937 code for a protein of 273 amino acids. The record is from RefSeq and is a predicted model, not a curated record. Gene Ontology annotation, molecular function: diphthine synthase activity. Gene Ontology annotation, biological process: protein histidyl modification to diphthamide.
AUUCUGAAAUUAAUGUCAAACAAACGUGGUAGCUUACUUAGAAGUUGUUUACAAAACCGACUUACUAAACUCUUUUCAAACGUCUUACAUAGAUAGAUUCAGUUUAUUCGAAAACAUGUUUUAUUUGAUUGGACUUGGUCUGGGAGAUCCGAAAGAUAUAACAGUGCGCGGCUUAGAAAUAAUUAAAAAUUGUGAUAAAGUAUUUUUAGAAGCAUACACAUCAAUAUUAUGUUGCUCAAAAGAAGAUUUGGAAAAUUUUUAUGGAAAACCAUUAAUUAUUGCUGACAGAGAUCUUGUAGAGCAAGGAGCAGAAGAAAUUUUAACAAAUGCCGCCAGUUCUGAUGUUGCUCUAUUAGUGGUAGGAGAUCCUUUUGGAGCAACAACUCACACAGAUUUUUUAUUAAGAGCUAAAGAGAAAAACAUUCCUUAUAAAGUAAUUCAUAAUGCAUCAAUUAUAAAUGCUGUAGGAUGUUGUGGACUACAGCUUUACAACUUUGGAGAAACUGUUUCAAUUCCCUAUUGGGAAGAGAACUGGAAGCCAGAUAGUUUUUAUGAUAAAAUUAGAAAUAAUAGGAAAAAUAAUAUGCACACCCUUUGUUUACUAGAUAUCAAGGUGAAAGAACCGACGUUAGAAUCUCUUACCAAAAAAAAAAAAGAAUACAUGCCUCCCCGCUUCAUGACAGUGGCAGAAGCCUCAAAACAACUCUUAGCUAUAAUCGAAAGUAAAGGCAACCACAACGAAGAAUACGAUCUAAAAGGACACUCUUUAGUAAUUGGUUUGGCCAGAGUUGGGCACGACAGCCAAGUUAUACAAUCUUGCCCUCUUAAAGAAAUGGCAGACGCCGACUUGGGUAAACCACUCCAUUCUCUUGUUAUUCCUUCAAGUAAAUUGCAUCCAUUAGAAAAUGAAUAUCUAAAACAGUUUUUGGUCAUUUAAAAAUUUCUGAAAAUACAAUU